Molecule: messenger RNA, 871 nt
Organism: Racocetra persica
Lineage: Eukaryota; Fungi; Glomeromycota; Glomeromycetes; Diversisporales; Gigasporaceae
Source: the annotation of a GenBank genome assembly
AAACAAAGUUCAGAAAAGUGGGAAAAUAAAGCAAAAGAAUGUGAAAAACAUAGAGAACAAAUUGAAAACAGAAUAAAUGAAAUCAUAUCCUCUCACCUAAACAUCAACAUUACCAAAAUUGAAAAAAAUUUGUCAACAAUUGAGAAAUUAGAUACCAUAUUAAAUACUAUCAAACAAAAAGUUAAAGAAUGCUUGAAGCUGCUAAGUAUACCAUUUCAAACUGGUGAUAGUUUGAUGUCAAUGCUUAAAAAAUUAGUAAAAAUGCUUAAAAAAUUGGAUCCUAAAACUCAAAUAAAUGAUUCUAAAUCUUUUAAUAGAAAUCCUAGACAUGGAAGUAUGGACAUUCUAGCAAAAGCAUGUUAUAAAAAAGGUUGGGUAACAGAUUCUGAUUCUGAAUUUAAAUGCUUAAAAUUAUUAACACCUCAAAUUUCUGAUUUUAAUCCUGGAUACAAUUAUAUUGAUGACUUAGUCAAAGCUUGUUAUGACUAUGAACCAACUACUAAAAAUGAUUCUAAAUAUAAAGACAUAAAAUAUCAUAGUAAACCGACAAGUACUUUAAAUGUUUCUUUGAAUAAAAGAAACAAAGUCGUUUAUGAUUCUGAUGAACAAAAUUUUCUUGGUCUUCCUUUUAAGAUUAAAGUCGAAACAACUGAUGAAAUAGUAAGCGCAAAAUUGUCAUUUGUCAACAAAAAUGAUGGUGAAAAUAUCGAUAUUCCGAAUGGAAUCACAUGUAAAGAUUUUACAGAAAAAAGAAGAAAAUCAAAACCUCCUCUUUCUGAAUAUAAUUUUUUUUUACUUAAUUAUCCAAACAAAUAUGAUGGUUUCAAAACUGUAUUUACGUCUUUUGUAAAAAGAGAUAUCAUGUCAGAAG